Messenger RNA from Hyalella azteca, 1198 nucleotides. RefSeq lists its product as uncharacterized. Lineage: Eukaryota; Metazoa; Arthropoda; Malacostraca; Amphipoda; Hyalellidae. Gene Ontology annotation, biological process: G protein-coupled receptor signaling pathway. Gene Ontology annotation, molecular function: G protein-coupled receptor activity. Bases 35 to 1198 code for a protein of 387 amino acids. Gene Ontology annotation, cellular component: membrane. The transcript has 4 exons. The record is from RefSeq and is a predicted model, not a curated record.
GUCGGUGGCGGACCUUUUAACGGUUACACUGGUCAUGCUCAGCGUGCUGGCCAAGAGCGUCGGGCAAGACCUCUUUUGGCUGCAGUGGAUCGACAUCUUCGUCCACUUGCCCCUUGGCUCGGUGAGCACAACGGCCUCCAUCGUGACGUUGAUGGCAGUAACACUGGAACGGCUGCUGGUCAUCCGCCAGCCGAUCAGAAGCCGGCGCUGGAGGACCACAAGGAUCGCUAAUAAAAUAUGUGUCGGAAUCGUCGUCUUCAGCGUAGUGUUCAACGCGCCUUAUUUCUUCAGUUACCGCAUCGACGAUGGCGUCAUUGUCAGGACCGAAUUUUCGGCAUCAGGGUACUACAACGUUCAUAACUGGCUGCGUCUGAUCCUCCUCGCCAUCACACCUGGCGUGUUCCUGCUGGUAGGAAACCUGCUCUUCAUCUUAUCGUUGUCGAGUUUCGGCCAGAAUUUCAGCCGCGGAACCGAGUCUGGCGACGCGUCGAACUCGCCGCCCGUCAGCAACUUUCAAAACUCGAGCCCUGAGCCCGAAUCGAGGAUAAAAAAAGCUCAAAGCCCCACGCUUGGAAAUAUCCCGAAUGAAGGCCAAGUCGCGAUAUUUCAAACGGGAGGGCAACGCCGGUCUACGUUAGCCUCGCUGAGUAAUACUGAAAUAAUGGUGCACAUUCGCUUGCUACAAAGGGAACACGUCUCUGAUGAUCAUGACGGAAAAUGCAGCGGGCACGAAGACGAAUACAGACAAUCAGUGACCAUCAACUUUCGCAAAAUUAAAUUCUGUGAGAAAUGUAAGAAAAUACAGAAGGAAAAUGUUGCACAGAAUUUUGUAUUCGGUACAUGCACAUGCGACAUCAAAAGAAGCAUUUCUCUGCCUUCUUGCUUCGUCCAAAUGAAACAUGACUGUCUCGAUGACGUUAGGAAGGAGAAAAACAAGAAUUUCCUGAUGUCACCUCGUUCGUCUUUUUUUGCCUCGAGCAAGAGAAGGUCUAAACAAAGACGAUCUGAAAGGCACACAUCCAACACGACGCUUGGUGAGCAAGCGAGUCAGGCUCAUAUGGUUCUUCAAACUCCUGGUGACGAUCCUGAUGUCGCUGCAUUACUCAGCAAACUUCUUCCUUUACCUGGCCCUGAACAAACGCUUCAGCAGGCAACUACGUCUCAUGUACGGCGUCUGGACCAGAGACCGAAGCUCUAA